GCAGGAGGUUGGGGUGGUCUGAAAGGAACUGUGGCCCUCUCUUCCCACACCCCAGCUCUAGGUCCUGAACUCCUUCUCCAGCAAAUGGCAGGCCUUGCGACCUUUGUGGUUAGCCUCCUGCUUGUGACCUUGUGUGCCCACUGCAUCGAUCCUGCAGGCUCUGUGUCCAUCCCCUCUUCCUGCUGCAUGUUCUUCAUUUCUAAGAAAGUUCCGGAGAACCGAGUGGCUAGCUACCAGCUGCUCAAUGGGAGCGUCUGUCCUAAGGCAGGAGUGGUCUUCACCACCAAGAAGAACCAGAAGUUCUGUGGCGAUCCCCAGCUGCAUUGGGUCCAGAAGUUGAUGAAGAUCAUAGAGGCCAGGAGGAAGAAGGUGUCUCCUGGGGUCAGGGCAAUGAGCACCAAAGCCCUGGUGCAGAGGUACCCUGCCAACAGCACCUCCAUCUAAGCACUACCCAGCCCUCAGCCUGGGGCCUGUGAACCAGUAGUGAGAGCGGGGAGAACUAAUGUCCUGUUUCCUAGCAUCAGUCUAUUAAAAAACCCAGGGCAGGGCAGGCCUGCUCUGGCGGACUGAGCAACCACUCCAAGUGUCCUGGGCCCCUUGCUUUCCCUGAGCUGGAGAAACUCCCAGAAGGAAGGUGGUGGCUGCUGUUGGUCCUCCUCCUGAGCUAGUGCGGACCGUUCUCUGCUUCCCAGGCUCCUUCAGAACCCAGGAGCGUAAGGCCCAACCUGCAGACAAACUCGGCUUGCACCUAAAAGCUUAGGCUACAACUGGCUUCUGUGGGUCCUCUGGUCUUGCAGUGGGACCUGUGGGCUGUCUAUCUGUCUGUCUGGGCAUGGAUGACCUUUAACAGCUGCGGCUCUUCAUAACAUUGCAGAUGCCCCAAGCUUGUCCCAGUUCAAGAAUCCCAGAUGAAUAAAAAUCCAAGAAAAUAUAGGGCUCUUUUGCCACACGCACUACCAGAUCCUGGCCUUCCUUGCACGCAUCUCAUGGAAUGUGAUUAAUGAAGUUUAGAAGGACUUGUUGGUUUCUGUAAUGAAAUGGACCUGGAGGGGGACGCUUGUGGGUAGCUCAGUGGUAGAGCAUCCGCCUUUGGCUCAGGUAGUGAUCCCAAGGUCUUGGGAUCAAGUCCCACAUCGGGCUUCCUGUGGGGAGCCUACUUCUCCCUCUGCCUUUGUCUCUGUAGUUUUCACGAAUAAAUAAAUAAAAUCUUUUAAGAAAUGGACGUGGCGGAUCAAGAUGAGGGGCCAGCCUAGGUAGUUUUUAAAUUUCUUUGUGAAGAUAUGGUUUGGAGAAGGCGUUCUGCUUUGUGGCAUGGCUUGCUCUGUGCUGCUUUGGGGGAGAAGGACCUGUGGUGCCUUUAAAGCUGGUCUUUUCCUACACUUGGAGGAUGAGAAGAUGGAGGGGGGGCCCUGGGGCAGGGAGAGGGAAUCCAGGAUGUUUUUUCCCCACUAUGUAUAAGGUACCAUGUGAUUUAGAUGUCAAGAGUGUGGACACACUUGCUCAAAAAACAAUUCAAAUAAAAUGUGAUUUUCCCUUUGAA
Messenger RNA from Nyctereutes procyonoides (raccoon dog), 1540 nucleotides. It is a transcript of the gene CCL24, whose product is annotated as C-C motif chemokine ligand 24. The transcript is spliced from 3 exons. The coding region runs from base 85 to 444 and encodes 119 amino acids. Gene Ontology annotation, biological process: cellular response to type II interferon; neutrophil chemotaxis; monocyte chemotaxis. The record is from RefSeq and is a predicted model, not a curated record. NCBI's taxonomy places the organism in Eukaryota, Metazoa, Chordata, Mammalia, Carnivora, Canidae. Gene Ontology annotation, cellular component: extracellular region. Gene Ontology annotation, molecular function: CCR chemokine receptor binding; chemokine activity.